Molecule: messenger RNA, 1151 nt
Organism: Cokeromyces recurvatus
Lineage: Eukaryota; Fungi; Mucoromycota; Mucoromycetes; Mucorales; Mucoraceae
Exons: 2
Coding region: 19-996 (325 amino acids)
Biological process (GO): regulation of DNA-templated transcription
Molecular function (GO): sequence-specific DNA binding; protein binding; zinc ion binding
Source: RefSeq, a predicted model, not a curated record
CUUAUAACAAAAAGGGACAUGCAAAAGUUUAACAGUUAUGAGCAUUUAUUAGACAAAAAAAUAAAAAAGAUGAAUUUAUCCCAUUAUGGUGAACAGCCUUAUUUUAAUAGCAAUAAUUCACUUUUCCCGUCAUUUACUGAUAAUGACACCCCUUCAACAACGAGAGAAAGAAUAGACUUUAAACGAAAAAAGAACUGGCCAGAACGGAUUUUAGUGGAAAUGACUGGUUUAUUACAUGUUCUUUCACCAACUGGCAAAAUAUUAUAUUGUUCGGAAUCAACUUUUGCAUUAACAGGUUUUCGACCUCAUGAAUUAGUAGGACAUUCACUAAUGGACUUUCUCCAUGUCGAUGACAUGGAUGUCUUCAUUCGUGAUUUCCAAAUAUCAUUCCAUACUCAAUCACAAAUAAAAACUUAUUAUCGUUUUCGUAAAAAGGAUGAUAGUUAUAUUAUUUUUGAAACAGUAGGUCAGCCUAAAUCAACAGAUAGUUCAGCUCAAGCAUUCUUUGGAACUGCUCAACCUGUUCCUUCAAAAAGCGGAAUCAUGAUAGAUUCAUUUCUGGAGUUAAAAGCGGAAAAUAACUGGUUAAGGAAACGAAUCAGAGAACUGUCCGCCAAGGGGGGAGAAGUGACAGGUAUUCCUGAGCAACAUAAUGUAGAGCUUAGCAACCAAAAAUAUAUGAAUGAUACCAUCGUUACUCCUUCCUCAAGUGAUAAUAAGGGUUUUGUAGUUGGGGAAGACAAUCAACAUUUAAGCGAAUUAAAUCGAUUCAUAAUAAGUCGUCAUUCUGAAGAGCACAGUUCAAUACCUUCUGAAGAGAAAGAAAUAAGUGAAGAUGUGGAAAACGUAUCGUUAUCUCAUAUGGAUACGUCUGAAGUAAAAAAAAGAUGGAAACGACGUAAAAAAUACAAAGAAAAAGAAGAAUAUGUUUGCACUGAUUGUGGCACAACAACUUCUCCGGAGUGGCGCAAAGGCCCGCAUGGACCAAAAACGUAAGUUUAUGCAAACAUAAACAAAAAUUAUCUUUUAUAACUUUAUUUAAUUUAUUUAGUUUAUGUAAUGCAUGUGGGCUUCGCUGGGCCAAAAAGAACAAGGUCAAGAAAAAUGAUUUGAAUGAUGACUAAAAAAAAAAAAAAAAAAAGGAAAAAAAA